Prunus persica (peach) is the source of this 2067-nucleotide messenger RNA. RefSeq names its product F-box/kelch-repeat protein At1g67480. The coding region runs from base 664 to 1821 and encodes 385 amino acids. The record is from RefSeq and is a predicted model, not a curated record. Lineage: Eukaryota; Viridiplantae; Streptophyta; Magnoliopsida; Rosales; Rosaceae. Gene Ontology annotation, molecular function: protein binding. The transcript is spliced from 4 exons.
UAUUAUUUUACCCUUUAUUUCGGGAACACAACCAAGGUCGUCUCUUUACCUUACCAGUUGUGAGGGAAAUCUCAUUCUGAGUGGUCGGGGCUUGUUGUCAGUUUUAUCCUUCCCUUCCUACUUUUUCCUCCUCCCUUGCAUUUCGGGUCCUAUAAAUCCUCAUCUUCCUUUCCCACAACUACCUCACCCUCCCUAAUUCCCAUUACCCUAUUUUUAUCCACCUAUAAAAUUCUCACUCCAAAUUCUAACACACCUUUGUGAAUAAUCUCCUCUUUUUCAGGUGAUUAUCAACCUGUCCUGGAUACAUGGAAGUAACUGGGGGUUAAAACCUGCCAAGUUUAUGGCCUUGACUGAUACUUGGGCAAUGCGUGGGGGAAGAUAUAAAUUAGGGAGCAACUACUCUGGGAGCAGAACUUUUGUUAUGGAAUUUGAAUCCGACUGGACAAAACACAGGAAAUUGCCAGCAUAUACUGCUCAUGUGAUGCGUUCUGCAACAUCCUUUAUGCCUUGGUCUUGUAAAAUCCCUAUAGGUGACGGAUAUCACGAAUUCCUUUAAACAAAUGUCUGCUAUCAUAAAGUAUACACAUUUUUGGGUGAUACCUAACUUGUCAUACCAAGAUAACCUGCAUCUCUUUUGACGUGCAUAGUUUCUCAAUCUAAAGAAUGCCGGGUUUUGUGAGUGAAAAUAAGAGAUUCAAAGAACCAAACAUGUGUUUAUCCAAUUUGGUCAUGCAAGAUACACCAAUUCGUUCAAAAAGCUAUCGUAGUUUGACUCCUCUAGCCGUAGAUGAUUUUGACAUCCCCAUUCUACCGGGACUGCCAGAUGACAUAGCAAAACAUUGCCUUGCUCUUGUUCCUCGUUCCAACUUCCCUGUUAUGAGUGGUGUGUGUAAGAAAUGGAGGCAUUUUAUUCAAAGCAAAGAACUUAUCACUGUGCGACAACUAGCUGGGGUUCUUGAGGAGUGGCUCUAUGUGUUAACAACAGAUACUCAAGGAAAUCCAAGCCACUGGGAGGUUUUAGAUUGCCUCGGAUGCAAGCACCAUAUUCUUCCUUCAAUGCCUGGUCCAAUGAGAUCUGGGUUUGGGGUGGUAGUUCUCAGUGGAAAGCUUCUUGUCAUUGGUGGAUAUUCUGUGACCAGCGGGACCAGUGUUGCAUCAGAAGAUGUUUACCAAUAUGAUUCUUGCCUCAACAGGUGGGGAAAGUUAGCAAGCCUGAAUGUGGCUCGACAUGACUUUGCUUGUGCAGAAGUGGGUGGAAUGAUCUACGCAGUUGGAGGAUUUGGUAUAGAUGGGAGCAGUCUCUCUAGUGCCGAGGUGUACAAUCCUGACACUGAUACUUGGACCCUGAUUGAGAGUCUUCGCCGCCCACGAUAUGGUUGCUUUGCCUGUGGAUUUGAAGGAAGGCUGUAUGUUAUGGGCGGAAGGUCAAGCUUCACUAUUGGAAAUUCAAAGUUUGUUGAUGUCUAUGACCCCGAGAAGCACACUUGGUGUGAGAUGAAGAAUGGUUGUGUCAUGGUCACUGCUCAUGCUGUGCUGGAAAAGAAGCUAUUCUGUUUGGAGUGGAAGAACCAGCGGAAGCUUUCAAUUUACAAUCCAGAGGACAAUUCAUGGGAGAUGGUACAGAUCCCAUUGACUGGAAGCACAAGUAUAAAGUUCCGGUUUGGGAUACUAGGUGAGAAACUUCUGCUAUUUUCACUUGAGGAGGAACCUGGUUACCGUACUUUGUUGUAUGAUCCAAAUGCAACCCCAGGAUCAGAGUGGCAGACUUCUGAGGUAAAGCCGUCUGGUCCAUGCUUCUGCUGUGUUACGAUCAAGGUGUGAAACGUGUGCCCGAAAGUUAGAGAACCUUUGUAAGAGACUAGAAAAAAAAGUUGGUGAACUUCUUGCAUUGAUUGGAUUAGGAUUUUAAAUAAUUACUGAUAAUUGUGCUUGUUCUGUUUGCCUGGAUUAGGACUAGCAAUAACAAUUAGUGUUCGUUCAGAACUUCUUGCAUUGCCUAAAAGUCAGUCAAGUCUGGUUUGGGACUGCUCUCUUUUAUCAAUUAACUUCCUUGCAUUUGUUUAUGUU